This is a messenger RNA of Nylanderia fulva, 2943 nucleotides long. Its product is annotated as TBC1 domain family member 31. Gene Ontology annotation, cellular component: ciliary basal body. NCBI's taxonomy places the organism in Eukaryota, Metazoa, Arthropoda, Insecta, Hymenoptera, Formicidae. The record is from RefSeq and is a predicted model, not a curated record. Gene Ontology annotation, biological process: regulation of DNA-templated transcription; cilium assembly. Gene Ontology annotation, molecular function: protein binding; DNA binding; DNA-binding transcription factor activity.
AACUGUCAAACUGUGAAAUCGCGUUUGUUGACAUAAGCAGCAUUUGUCAAAAAUUAAUAUAAAUACUUGAUAAAUAUCUGAGAAGACAGAAAUCAGAUGAGGCCAUUUAGAUCUAAAUAAAAAAUGUCAAAAAACCCAAAUUAAUUGGCAUUAAAUAACUGCGCGAACUGUCAAAUCGCGUUUGUUGACAUAACAUAGCACAGCAUUUGUCAAAAAUAAUAAGACAUUCUUGAUGAAUAUCUAAGAAGACAGAAAUCAGAUGAGGCCACUUAGACCUAAGUAAAAAGAAGAUCAAAAAAUCCAAGCUAAUUGGUAUUAAAUAACUUCAUUAAAAAAAAAGAAGAAAAAAGUCAUGUGUGAUUUCCAUAUUUACCUUAUUCUUCUAUCUCGCAUGAUUAAAGAAGAGUCUCAUGCAACAAUGAAGCUAGAGGAAAUGAAGAAGACAUACUUAUAAUAAUAUAAUUAUUAUACUUAUAAUAAUAUAAUUUAUAGUUACGCACACUUCUAUGAUGCACAGCUGGAAUAAAUUGAUUAAAACUGAUAACAGUUACAGAUAUGAACCUAGAGCCAGUGUCAAGAAGCAACAUUGCACAGGCAGACUCAGCUUUACUCAAAUAUCCUUUGAUCAUGAGGAAGAAUGCCUGAUUGCAGUGGAUACUAAAGGAUACCUGCACUAUGUGGACUUAUCCGAUGAAGUUCCAUGCUGUCAAGUACUCGGGAAGGUCGAGCAGGCCACAUUUCUGUCAUUCAAUCCCAUAUGCAAGGUAGAGAUACUGAUCGGACUCAACAACGGUGAUAUAAAGCUCUGGAAGCUUCACACAGACUUGGACAAUGACUUCUAUCUGCUGUCUGGUCAUAGAUUAGCAUCCACCCACAUUUCCUUCUAUAAGAAUUAUUCCCUAACUACGUCUCGGAACGAGGUCAUCGUAUGGGACCUGCGAUCCUACAGCAAAGCUCAUCAGUUGAAAGUUGGGGUGAAGAAUGCCGUCAUCAAGAAAGCCGCCUUUUCCAACCUGGGCCACAUCGUUGUUCUGUAUCUCAAUGACACCAUGCAGGCCUGGACAUUUGGACAACUGCACAAGGAUAUUAAAAUCGAUACUAGCUUAUUCGGCAUGCGUUAUAUUAAAGAUUUUGUCUUCACCAGAGACGCGAGGGCUAUGAUAAUGUCUGGUGCAGGAAACCUCAGCGUCCUUAAUACGUACGAUUGGAGUUUGCUGAAGAAGCUGCUUCUACCUGAGAACCUCGUCGAGGCCAGACAACUGUCGGUGGUUCCAAGUCCUUUGGACGGUGGAGCAAAUAAAAUUCUCGCCUUCCUAUCCUCGAAAUCCACUCUUCAACUUUGCGAUAUAAACUCCUCAGAGUUCCUGAAGACACCCACCUCCAUCAAUGGGGUCAAGAAGCUAGUGGUCUCCUCGAAUGGCAGAUAUAUAGGCUACAUAGACCAGGAGGGUUGCUUAAAUAUAACUUACGCAGAUAAAAUAAUUUUAAGAAAGCAUCAACAGCUGAAGAAGCCAUCGGAGCCACCUAGACUACAGGCGCACAGGAUCAGCGAUCAUCUGGAGUGCGUUAAACAGAGGAUAAAACAAGAGCUGAAUAUAGAACGAUUGACUUCCAUCCUGAAAGAAUUCGGAGAAUUUCCAGAUAAAUAUCGCACGCUGAUUUGGUCCGCUAUUCUGAAGCUACCGGCCAAUAAAGAUGCUUACAUCGCUCUGGCGAGUAAAGUAACUCGUGGGAAACUCACAUCCAACACCUGGAAGGAUCAUCCCCUAGCAGACAGAAGCAAAGCCUCUUUGCUGGCCAUGACGAUGGAUUGUUUGUCGCAGUGGUGUCCCCUGCUGAUACAGAGUCCCUUUCUUCCCAGCCUGAUCUUCCCAUUUCUCGUAGUCUUUCAGAAAGAUCCCUUGCUCGCCUUCGAACUGGUUUUGAGUAUAUUGCUGAAUUACUGUCAGAAGUGGUUCGAAUACCAUCCAUUGCCACCGUUGAAUGUUUUGGGAAUCGUUGAAAAUAUUCUUCUGGAGGCAGAUCCUGCACUGCUGAAUAUCUUCUGUGAAAAUGGAGUCACCAGCAGCGAAUACGCUUGGCCCUUAUUAAGGACUGCUAUGAGCGAGGUGUUAUCAGGCGACGAGUGGCUGAUUUUGUGGGACCACCUGAUAGCUUCUCAGAGACCCUCUCUCCUGCUGAUGUGCGUCGUUGCUUACAACGUUUACUCGAGAGAGAAUAUAAUCUCCUUAAUAAGGUCGCGUUCUGGGAAUGUCCAGACGUUUUACAGCACUCAAAGUCACGUCAGGACCAAGGAUUUACUGAGGAUCGCGAGGAGAUUGGAUCGGGAAACAGAGGAACGAGUGCAUCCUAAUCGUUAUCUGAGGGAUGAACUGUUGCAAUUAAAUCACGUCGGGCCUUAUCUCGAGUUUAUAAAGACAGAAUAUCCAAAGUUCCUCGUCGAGAAUCUCAACAUCGCGGACUUGAGGAAAUUGAAAACGCAAGAACAUUUGCAAGAGCGUAAUCGUAAGAUUGCGGAACUUGAAAGAAAAAGAUUACAUGCAGAGGCCAAAGCUUUUGCGAAGCAAACUCAUGAAAGAAGAUUAAAUGAGGUGCAAAAAUGCUUUCAAGAGUACAUUAAUUUAAAUGGGAAUUUCGAGAAAUUUCUACCAAAUGUAGGAAGAGGAAAGUGUCAUUCGUACAAAGAUAUCGAAAAUUUGCAAUUAAAAAAGAUACAAGAAUGUAAUAAAUGCAAGAUUACGAAAGAUGGACUCUCGAAUUUUGAAGACAGCAAAUCGAAGAAUUGCGAAAAAUUGCAGCAAGAUGUAACAAAACUCGAAUAUGAAGUACAAAGUUUUCUAGAUUCAUUGAGAUCUCGUAGAUCAGCAAUUAGUUAGAACUAAUUUUUUUAUAAUGGAAAAUUUAAUCUCAUUAAAUAUAGGUAAAAUAAAGCAAUAUCUUAAU